This is a messenger RNA of Dichotomopilus funicola, 1872 nucleotides long. RefSeq names its product ERCC4 domain-containing protein. Lineage: Eukaryota; Fungi; Ascomycota; Sordariomycetes; Sordariales; Chaetomiaceae. The transcript has a single exon. Gene Ontology annotation, cellular component: Holliday junction resolvase complex; nucleus. Gene Ontology annotation, molecular function: crossover junction DNA endonuclease activity; DNA binding; 3'-flap endonuclease activity. The record is from RefSeq and is a predicted model, not a curated record. Gene Ontology annotation, biological process: mitotic intra-S DNA damage checkpoint signaling; DNA catabolic process; resolution of meiotic recombination intermediates. Bases 1 to 1872 code for a protein of 623 amino acids.
AUGUCUCAAAACAGGUGUGCCAACCCCCUCCUCUUGGAGUGGGUCAAGGAGUGGUGGGAAACAGCGCGGCAGCGCAACUCCAAGGGCGUCACCACGUACAAGCACGCCUACGACUCUCUCAAGGCCUGUCCCAUCGCCUUCGAGCACCCAUCGGCGCUGCAGCAGCUCAAGGGCUUCGGGCCGAAGCUUUGCGAGCGGCUCACCGACAAGCUGCGGGAGUACUACGAGGAGAAUGGCCUGCCUAUGCCGGCACACCCCCGUUCUAGGAAACGUGGGGCUGGGGCUUGUGCUGAGGGAGGAGAUGGAGAUGGGGACGAAGAUGACGGCGAGGCUGCGCGCCCAGCGAAGAAGGCUAAGAAACCACCCAAAGCCUACGUGCCGGCCUACCGGUCCGGGGCGUAUGCCCUAGUGGUUGCGCUGUCGAGGGCAGGGCAGGAGUCGGUCGGACUGCCCAAGGCAGAGCUGAUCGAGGCCGCGCAGCCGUACAGCGACGCGUCGUUCUCGGCGCCGAGCGAUCCCACCAAGUUCUACACGGCGUGGAACUCGAUGAAGACGUUGUUGCAGAAGGAGCUGGUGUAUGAGCGCGGGCGGCCGCUUAAGCGGUACGCACUGACGGACGAAGGGUGGGAGGUGGCGAAGCGGAUUCGGGAAACGGCUGUGCCGCAGGCAGGUGGUGCUGGAGGGGCAGAACCACCGUUCACGGGAGCAGCGGCUGCCGGGCCGAGCCGAUUAGCGCAGGCGAUUACUAUGCCGGGUGGGUCAGCAGGAGGGCAGAUCAGCCUUGACGAUGGCGAUGAAGAUGACGUUGGGGAUAGCGGCCCCCAAGCGAAACGGAUGACCGAGUUUAGUGAUGUCGUCGCGGACGGGGUUGGAACAUUCGACGAUGCAGCACUGCCCUCGUUCACCCCGAUUCAGCUACGUCCCGGGACCUUCACCAUCGAGCUACUCCUGGACACCCGCGAAAUACGAGCCACGACGGACCGCGACUACAUCCAGGAAGAGCUAGCCAAGCGGGGCGUCAAACCGAUCACCCGCGCCCUAGAACUAGGCGACGCCAUGUGGGUAGCACGGCCACGACAGGCAGGCUGGCUAGCACGGCAGGGCGCAGAAGGUGACGAAGUGGUACUCGACUGGAUCGUGGAGCGCAAGCGGCUGGACGACCUGGUGGGCUCGCUACGGGAUGGGCGGUUCCACGAGCAAAAGUUCCGGCUCAAGCGGUCCGGCGUCCAGAACGUGGUGUAUCUCGUAGAAGAGAUCAGCAUGGACGCGACGCACUUCCAAAAGUAUGAAGAAGCCGUGCAGUCGGCCAUGGCCUCGAUGCAGGUCGUCAACGGCUACUUUGUCAAGCAAACAAAAAAAGUAGACGACACGAUCCGGUACCUGGCGUCCAUGACCAAGAUGCUGCGGACGCUGUAUGAGAGCAAGACCCUCAACGUGAUCCCCACGCGCGUGCUCACGGCCAAGAACUACCUCCCGCUACUCGGUCACCUGCGCGCGACCCAGCAGCCGCCGGGAGCUAACAACAGUAGCAGCAACAUCAACAUCAGUAACAUCAGCAACCACUACAUCAGCUACCCGGCCUUUGCGUCACUGGCGUCCAAGUCGAGCAACAUGGCGCUGCGGGACUUGUUUCUCAAGAUGCUGAUGUGUGCGCGCGGGGUGACGGGGGAGAAGGCGAUAGAGAUCCAGCGGGUGUGGAAGACGCCGAACGAGUUUGUGCGUGCGUACGAGCAGUGCGGGUCGGGAGACGGGAACGAGGUGAAGAGGCGGAAGGCAGAUUUGGUGGCUGCUCGGCUGGGACAUCUGGUCGGGCGGAAGAAGAUUUCCAAGGCGGUCAGCUUGAAGUUGGCUGAGGUGUGGGGAGAUUUAUGA